UGUCUGUCCAAACACACGCUGGAAGUUGAUGCAAAGACGGAGACAGACGGGCAGAAAGUGAAAGAGACAGUAUCAAGUUACCCGUUGGUGGGCACCAUGUCCGAGGGUGCGGAGGAGGACCCGCCCUAUGUGCUGGAAGUCUACAAGGUAGGCAGAACCUUCUCACCUUUGACCUCAAGCAAACUAGCUUCUACUUCUUUGUGUGCAAGGACCUGAGUGAGGAGGAGCUUGUUGACAAGGUGAUGGAGUGUGACAUCAUCAUCUACAACAUCACCCACAAUCCUCAGCAGAUCCCCCAGGCCAGCUACCUGCUGUCAGCCCUCCAUGACAAAAUAUCACUAUUUAGUAAACCAAAGAUGUUCAUCCUCAUCUCCACCGUCAUGACUUGGACCUGCAGUCAGCCAAUCACCUCUGACGACCUGGAGCUUCCUUUCACCGAUGAUGACUUUCGAAGAAGACAAGCACACCCAAACUUCCAGGAGCACCUGGAACUGGAAAAAAAAGUGGUUAAACUUGGCAAAAGUCCGUAG
Messenger RNA from Nerophis ophidion (straightnose pipefish), 530 nucleotides. Its product is annotated as adenylate kinase 7-like. The record is from RefSeq and is a predicted model, not a curated record. The transcript is spliced from 4 exons. Bases 243 to 530 code for a protein of 95 amino acids. Lineage: Eukaryota; Metazoa; Chordata; Actinopteri; Syngnathiformes; Syngnathidae.